AUGGUUUCUGCGCCAGAAUUGAAACGGUAUGUGGAAAAAAAAGUGCUAUUGCAACUAAAUGCUUCGCGCAAGAUUGCAGGCAUUCUUAGAGGCUAUGAUGUGUUUUUAAACGUAGUACUCGAUGAUGCUGUUGAAAUAAGCAGGGAUGGUUCAAGUCACACGCUGGGGAGUCAAACCGUGGUAAGAGGUAAUUCGAUCGUAUCGCUGGAGGCGCUAGAUAGUAUAGCAUAG
Zygotorulaspora mrakii is the source of this 231-nucleotide messenger RNA. It is a transcript of the gene SMX2, whose product is annotated as mRNA splicing protein SMX2. Gene Ontology annotation, biological process: spliceosomal snRNP assembly; mRNA splicing, via spliceosome. Bases 1 to 231 code for a protein of 76 amino acids. The record is from RefSeq and is a predicted model, not a curated record. Gene Ontology annotation, cellular component: U5 snRNP; U2 snRNP; U1 snRNP. The transcript has a single exon. Gene Ontology annotation, molecular function: RNA binding. NCBI's taxonomy places the organism in Eukaryota, Fungi, Ascomycota, Saccharomycetes, Saccharomycetales, Saccharomycetaceae.